UAUUGUUAUCUGUUGUAAAAGUGUAUUGCUAUAAAAUAACAAUUUAAAAUAUUUUUGUAAGCUACUUUUUUUAAAAGAAUUAACUAAAAUUGCUUUAUUUAGUGCGUGUAUGUAAAUUUUAAGUAAGUAGUUAGGACUGUGUCCGAGUAAAACAGACGUACAGAUGUUAGAAAAUGUUAUGUAUAGCCGAAACUAAAAAUAUUAUUAAAGUUUUAUUAAAAUGAAUUUCAAUUCAAGCUUUAAAUGUUUCUCUCCUCCCGACAAGGCAAAGUGCAGCCCUUUUAUAGAUGCAAUCAAGCGACGCUCUUUUACCCGACACCCCGCUCUGACAACUUAUAUUGAUUUGUGACUGCGGUUUCAGUCGAGUGUGUAUGUGUGUGUGUGUGUGUGUGUGUGUAUAAUGAAUUAGUUUCAAAAUUGUAGACGUUUUAUUUUUAUUCUAAAAUAUUUGUCUGCUAAGUUUUACUAAUGAUUUUUCUCUACAUUGUUAUUACUAGAUGCGAAUAUUCAAGUUAACUAGAGAAAGCGUAUUGAAAAGAAAGUUAAACAAUAAAAUUUAAAUACCGAAACGAAUUUUUUUGAAGCGUAGCUUUAUUACAGUAUUUCUCAUUUUAAUCAAUAACGUCAUCAACUGUAUGAAUUUUUUUCAUAUAAGCAGACGUUGAGCAUAUUCUAAAAAUGAACGGUUUUGAAACAUCUAGCUUAAAUUCAAAGAUAAUAAAUGAGGUUUUUGAUAACACUUAUUUUAAAAUUAACAAAAUAUUGCAAGAAUUGAUUGGAAUAUGGCCUUAUCAGAAGAGAUUUGAUGCAUUAAUUAAACAAUUUAUUGUAAUACUCAUUCUCAGUAUGGUGGCAAUGCCACAUAUAAAUGGAAUAAGAGUAUGGUGUGGCAAGGAUUUAGGCCUUUGUGCAGAAAAUUUAGCGGGAGUUACUUAUGCUUCAGGAGUUUGCACAAAAUAUUUUGUUGUGACGCGCAGUAAAGAUCAAAUGACCAAAGUAUAUGAGAAGAUUACAUCGAAUUGGUUGACCAUUACUGAUCCCGAUGAAAGAGUUAUAUUAAAUAAGUUUGCACUAUUAGGGAAAUAUAAAUCUAUUGGAUACGUUGGAUACAUAACCGUUGCUGCUAUUUGUUUUUCUCAACUUGGUCUUUUGCCUAUACUCAUUGAUGUAGUUUUACCUUUGCAAAACGGAACCCGAGAAAAACUACGAGUUGUUAAAGCGGAAUUCGGCGUGGAUCCUUAUGAUUAUUACUGGCAUAUUUACGGUGCAUACUGUGCAAUCAGUGUUGUAAGUUCAGGAGUAUUAAUGGCAAUCGACACUUCUUAUACUGCAGUCGUACAUCAAAAUUUAGCCAUUUUUAACAUUGUUAAGUAUAGAUUAACUCAAGCAAAAAGAGCCGUUAAUACCGUUAAAGAUGUUGCUUAUGAGCAAAUUAUCUCCGCUAUUCGUCUACAUCAAGAUUCAUUGGAGUUUAACAAUCUUAUUGAACAUACAUAUGAUGUAUCCUUUCUUAUUUUGAUACUCAUAUGUGUUACUUUUCUCACUUUUGGGGCCAUAACGAUUAUGGAAGAAUCUGAUAGUUAUCUAGAUAUGUUUCGGCUGAGUCUACUUGAAUGCGGUGUUUGCAUACAUUUAUUUUAUUUAAGUUGGCCAGGUCAGUUGGUCGUUACUGAAAGCGAAGAUCUUUAUUAUUACACAUACAACAACGAGUGGUACAACUUGUCGGAAAAAUCAAAAACGUUAUUAAAAUUUAUGAUGUUACGAUGCAUGAAGCCGUGUUGCUUGACUGCUGCGGGAUUAUAAUUAAAUCAACAGUCUCCUACAUAACAGUCGUAGCCUCUUUUAGAGAAGACUAAAGAUUCGCCAAGUAUACCAAAAUAAUCAUGAAACAUAAAAUCUACUAGUCGCACAAAGUCUAUUAGUCGCGAGAAGGAUAUAAUAUUCCAGAAAAAAAGAGAAAUUUAUUUUUUCUACAUCUUGCCUCAUUUAUACAUCAUGUGCCACGUGAUAACAUACGCCAACUUUGUAUGCUCGAACACCAUCAAUAAAUAAUCUAUAUGUUGCAUUACA
Molecule: messenger RNA, 2070 nt
Organism: Nasonia vitripennis (jewel wasp)
Lineage: Eukaryota; Metazoa; Arthropoda; Insecta; Hymenoptera; Pteromalidae
Gene: Or146
Product: odorant receptor 146
Exons: 9
Coding region: 679-1803 (374 amino acids)
Biological process (GO): sensory perception of smell; detection of chemical stimulus involved in sensory perception of smell
Cellular component (GO): plasma membrane
Molecular function (GO): odorant binding; olfactory receptor activity
Source: RefSeq, a predicted model, not a curated record